GCCUAUCGUUGAGGUUAUUAGCUGAUACAUAACAAACCGCACCAACUCAAUCCAUCCCAUUUUCUUACUCGAUCAUUACUCGAUAAUUACUCGAUGAAAACUCAUAAUCACCGACGAGUAAUACCAAGUCCAUUAUAUAUGCGUAUGUGGCUUUGAGCAUCCAUCAAUGCCGUACGAAUCAUUGGCUUGACACAUUGUUGGGAAUCCUCUCACGCAUUGCUAUGCGAUGACAACGCCAAAAACGUACGUCUCAAGCAGAAAUCGACUUUGUCUUUGAACCGAGGAGGAUGCAAAGCAUCGAGAUGGGAAGGGACGGGACGUACUUCGAAGAUUGGAUCCGCUCACUACAGCGUACCAAUAAUUGUGAAGAAUUGUCGAAAUUAUACACGAGUAUCCUCAUGUGGACUUUUUCAAUCAACAUUGUUCACCGCAGUCGUCACAAUCCAAGUAAGUGAAGAGCUAAUUGAAAACGAUGAGGGAGAAUGAAUUGUAAAGAAAGAGAUGUUAUUUUCAAGAAGAUGUAGGAGUCGCCAUAUACCACUUCGAUCACGUAUAAUAGCCGGGGGCAAUCGCCAGCCAAAAUGCGUUCUUGCCGCGUGAAAAUUGAACGCCAUUUGACGACUGAACUACGAGAAAUGAUGAGAUCAUUGCCAACACCACCAAUUACCCAAACGACUCACUCUCGUAAUACAUUACACCAAGUCGACGAAAUCAAGAAAUAUCGAGUUGUUCUUCUAAAUUCGUUGAUAUUCUCAUUAUGUGUGAUUUCAAGUCUAUUUUUGACCCUUUUCGAUUCUGUUUGGUUUCCCGUCGUCAAAAAAUACCCACCAUGAAGCUUGAUCAAAUAUCAAUCACCGAGAUAUUGGAUGGUUUAAAAAAAGGAAGUUUCUCAAGUGAACAGCUUAUUAGGGCCCGUUGAUGCCCAUAAUGACUUCUUUGUCGUAUCACUAACGAUAAUGAAGACUUACAUCAAGCGUAUCGAGCAAGUCAACUCAAUUGUCCAUGUUGUUAGUGAGAUCAAUCGAAAGGCCAUUGACGUUGCUAGAGAAAAGGAUGAAGAACGGUCUCGUGGCUUGGCUCAUGGAAGUCUUCAUGGAGUACCGAUCUUGAUCAAGAAUUUGUUAUUCACAACCGAUGGCCUCAAGACCACCUUUGGCUGCACCGGAUUCCUCGAAGCUAUCCCAAGUAUUGAAGCAACAACAAUUAUUAAACUUCGUGAACAAGGUGCAAUCAUAUUAGGAGUUGCAAAUGGCUCGCAAUGGGCUAAUAAUCGAUGCACUCCUGGUUGGUCUGCUGUAGGUGGUCAGUGUUUAGGUGUCUAUCAUAAAGAUCAACAUCCUAAAGCUUCAUCAUCCGGCAGUGCUGUUGGAACUGCUUUGGGACUUUGCGCUGCUGCUCUAGGGACUGAGACUUCUGGUAGCGUCAUAUUACCUGCGCAGAGAUCUGCUGUUGUAGGAAUAAAACCGACGGUAGGAAUGACUUCGAGAUAUGGAAUGUAUAUUUUGAGUGAUAGUCAGGAUACUGUAGGGAUAUUGGCAAGGAGCGUCAAGGAUGGAGCACUUAUGUUGACUGUGAUUGCAGGUGAGGAUGAGCAGGAUCCUAUCACCAUUUCCGAUCCUCGAGAUUCGAUAUUUUGCCGGAAGCCAAAUAAAAUCCCAGAUUUCACAGGAGCUUGUAAUUCUCGAAGGUUAGACGGUGUGCGAAUCGCAAUACCCCGCCAUAUUCUCAAGCACGUUGAUCCCACCACCAUCCAUCUUUUCGAAAACGCACUCGAUGCAAUGAGAUCCUUAGGAGCCACCAUUGUGGAUCCGACUUCAUAUUCAACAUUCAAUACCGAUAGAUCUUCAUGUACGGGUGACGAAUAUGAUAUCGCUUUAAAAGUAGAUAUAUACCACAAUAUCAAAAAGGCCCUCUCUUACUUCUCUACCAAUCCUCAUUCUCUAUACACCCUCUCCGAUGUAAUCACCUACUCAAUCGCUACCCCCGCUGAAGAAGCUACGAAACGUGGCCUCGGGCAUUUCGAAUCAGCUCUCGAAGUCGGCAAAAAGUAUGUCAGAGAUAGCGAAGAAUAUAGAAAUUCUAUGGUGGAAAGAAAUCAUAUGGGAAGACAAAUACCUAAAUUACUAGAUAAAUUCGAUUGCGAUAUGAUUGUCCUACCCACAAAUGUGGCGGUUGAACCGGCGGAUGUGGCAGGUUGUCCGGUGGUGAGUGUACCUAUGGAAUUUUAUCCCCCGGAAACGGAGAUUGUGAGACAGAAUGGGAUGGUGGAGGUCGGACCGGGGAUUCCACUUGGAAUAUCUUUCGUAGGAAGAAGAUGGGAUGAUGAGAAGUUGAUCGGAGCGGCGUAUGUGUAUGAGCAGGCUACCAGGUGGAAAGAUAAGGGGAGGAUGGUGGUAAGGUGUGAUGUUGAGGUAUGCGACAUGGUCGUGCGGGCUCAUAAAUAGUUUUUGAACUUCCAGAUUCUUGGUGGGAUUUGAAGUUGAAGCUGGUUGUUUGGAAUUAUAUUAGGGAAGGGCUUUUUUUAUCGCCUUGCUGGCGUGGAGAUGGAUGGAGAUUGAUAGAUUUUGAGGGUUUAAUAUAGAGUUGUCUAGUACGAGAUGAUUCACACAGAAGCAGAGUAACU
Molecule: messenger RNA, 2623 nt
Organism: Botrytis sinoallii
Lineage: Eukaryota; Fungi; Ascomycota; Leotiomycetes; Helotiales; Sclerotiniaceae
Exons: 8
Coding region: 957-2444 (495 amino acids)
Source: RefSeq, a predicted model, not a curated record